AUGCGACUUAAUGUGAAUAUGAGAUUGAGUGCAUCAUCUAUACCGGCUGAACAAAAAGAAAUUGCAGAUUUUGGUAAAUGGAUACUAUCAAUUGGUGACGAUGAUGACAAUGCAGAUGGAGAUGGUCAGAGCAAUAUUAAAAUCCCUGAAGACUUGCUUAUAACUGAUACUACAAAUCCGUUGAUGUCUUUGGUCGAUUUUGUAUAUCCAAACUUUCUGGAUAAUAUUAACAAUCCACAAUUUUUUCAAGAAAGAGGAAUUCUUGCCCCGACUCUUGAAUCAGUUGAGUAUGUUAAUGAUUAUCUUAUGUCACUGAUUCCCGGUGAUGAGAGAGAGUUUUUAAGCUCUGACUCCUGUGUUCGAUCAGAUGAAAAUUCUGAGAUUCAAGGAGAUUGGUUCACAACAGAAUUUUUAAAUGAUAUCAAGGUUUCGGGGAUUCCUAAUCACAAGUUGAAACUAAAAGUGGGAUGUCCUGUUAUGCUCCUGAGAAAUGUUGAUCAGGCAAAAGGUUUAUGUAAUGGUACGAGGUUAACAGUGACCCACCUAGGGAAGAAAAGUAUAAGUGCUACGGUCAUUACAGGAAAAAAUGCGGGGGAUAAAAUAUUUAUUCCUAGAUUUGAUUUGCUACCAAGUGAUCCUGGCCUACCAUUUAAAUUUAAGCGUAGGCAAUUUCCAAUAACUCUUUGUUUUGCAAUGACCAUCAAUAAAAGUCAAGGCCAGUCUUUAUCUCAUGUAGGCAUUUAUCUUCCGAAGCCCGUUUUCACUCACGGACAACUUUAUGUUGCUGUCUCUCGCGUUACAUCUAGAAAGGGAUUGAAGUUGUUGAUUUUGGAUGAAGAUGAUAAUAUUUGUAGUGAGACCACAAAUGUUGUCUAUCGCGAAGUUUUUCAGAACGUAUAAAGAUUUCUAAACUUUUCAGUUCAGACUAUUAUGAAUAACAGAUGACUAUUAUGAAACACGCUUCAAAAUAAUAUGUUGAAGUUUCAAAUAGUGUUGACAAUUGUUUUAUUUAUUUCUCCUGUUGAAUCGUUUUUUUUAUAAGAAAACAUUUAUAUUUUGUUAAGGUGGAUUAUGUAUAAGUGGUAUACACAACCAACUACAGUGAUAUAAAAAUAACUUUCAUCGAUAUUAUGCGAAGAUGCAUCGAGAUGUGUGAGCUCAUGUAGCACAAAUCCGUUAUUACUUUAAAUGAGAUUCACCGUUUGAUGAUA
Molecule: messenger RNA, 1211 nt
Organism: Trifolium pratense (red clover)
Lineage: Eukaryota; Viridiplantae; Streptophyta; Magnoliopsida; Fabales; Fabaceae
Product: ATP-dependent DNA helicase PIF1-like
Exons: 2
Coding region: 1-900 (299 amino acids)
Source: RefSeq, a predicted model, not a curated record